This is a messenger RNA of Danio rerio (zebrafish), 2203 nucleotides long. The record is from RefSeq and is a predicted model, not a curated record. NCBI's taxonomy places the organism in Eukaryota, Metazoa, Chordata, Actinopteri, Cypriniformes, Danionidae.
AUGAAGCUUCACUGCUGGACUAAUAAUGUAGCUGUUCAGCUGUAGGCGGCGCUGCAUGUCUAGCGCUGCUCCCUCUGGCGGCCAGGCGCGCUCACUGCAGCCGCUCGAACAUGCCCGAACAAAUGCCGGUCCUCUGUGACUCACUGCCCAAUAUAAAAGCACACCAGCCCGCAGAAACUCUCAGUCAUGACAGCUCAGAGGCGCAGAGCUCGCGUGGAGUCAGCAAUUGUCACAAUGGCGGCGCACAAGCGGAUCCUACGUUCACUCGGUAAUGGGCCGACUAGGCGGAGUCUUUUCGGGCCGGUGGACCGCGAGCAGCUGCAGCGUGAGUACCGGGCGGCGCUACGGCGCGAUCUGGAGGACGCAUCGCGACGCUGGAGCUUCGACUUUGCGUCUGAGAAACCACUAGAGGGCGGAGACUUCCACUGGGAGGGCGUGUCCGGCGUGCGCGUGCCACUACUGUACCGCGCGUGUCAGGAAAAGCAGCAGAAACGGCCCUGUGAGGCUCAUCAGCCCGGACAGUCCGCCGCUGGAAAGGAAAACAUCCCGAAAACACCAGAACGAUGUGCUGCACUCCCGCAUGAAGUGGAGAAAACCCCAGAGAAGAGCAGCGAGCUGAAGCGCAAACAGACCAACAUCACAGAUUUCUACCAAGCCAAGAAGCGUCUAGUGGCCACGCCGCGCAAAUCCGGCCAGUAGCUGAAGGAGACACACACACACACAGAUAAACUCUUGACCUGCAUCUACCUUCAUCUGUCUGGAGCUGCAUUCGUCUCGUAGCAGCGUUAUUGACAGAAAACGACCUUCAGGAACCAGAGACGACACCGUUUAUUCCGUUUUUAUUUCAACCGUUUUAUGUCAACGGUUAACAUUUACAAGUGGAAAUGUUCUGGAAAGAUCCAUUCCUCAGUCUUCCAGAGAUUGUCUCUCGACGGGACCACAGAAUCAUGACAACUGUUUCAUUACGAACAAUAUAAAGCGCUGAUUUUUAUUUCAGCGUGCACAUAUUCACAUUGCCUUAUUGCACAAAACGUAGCUAAUGUUUUAAAACUCUAAACAUUUGGUGCCAAAUGUUGUUUUUUCCUCUUCUUCUAUUUAUAAUUCUAACCCUUUAUGUUAUUUUACACAUAAACCUUCAUGAAGCUGCCAGUAAGUUCUCACAUCUUUAUCGUAAUUGAGCUGCAAUUACGUUUUUCUACUACAUUAAACUUUGUUUAAAAAAAAAACACUUGGCGACGUUCAUGAAACACGAGCAGAUAGAACUGAGAGAACAAAUUCAUUCUUGCGUUUAUUUUAACGAAAACAUUUUUGCACAAUUUUUUUUAUGCAGUUUUUGUGUUGAAAUAAAUGUAGGCUUAAAGUUUACGUGCACAAAAUGUUGUAAGAAUUAUGCAAAUCUUUUGGAAAACAUUUUUUUUUGUUAAAUUUGUACAGAAUUAGUAUAGAAAUGCUUUAAGAAUAAUUAUAGCAACAAACUUAUUCUACCAAAUAUAUAAGAAAUAUUGCAAUGACAAUAAAAAAAGUUAAAAAAUAAGAAAUAAAAAAAACUGAAAAUUAACAUGCACAUUUUUUUUACAAAGAAUUAAAUAAUUAUUUGCGCAAUUUAUUCGUGAAAUUAUUUUGUUGCAUUAGGUUUAGCGUGAAAAUCUAAUUGCGUGAAACGUCAAUUCGAGAAUUAGAAUUGACGCAAUUUUACGCAUUUCAAUUUUAAUACAACAUAGAUCAGAUUAGACCACAAAAGACUGUUAAAACACAGCAUUUUUCGUAACGAAUUUGCGCAGAAGUGUGUUCUGCUCUUGCUCCAUGAACGCUGACACUACAUCAUAUUUACAAACGCUCUACAAAUACAUUAAAAUAAACUUCAUAAGAAGUACGAACACCAGCUUUCAUGUGUUUCCUAAUCAAGAUCUCAGCUCUGUCGGCUUUCUGAAGUUUAGCAUUCAGCUCUUUACCAGCUCUAGAACUCUGCUUGUUUUCUGCGACCCGUCUGUAAAUAUCCUGUUUAUUGGAUAAUUCGCCGUCGAUUGAGAAUUGCACUUGGGGUUUCUUUUGUUUUGUUUUUAUUUUUUGGAGUAGUGUAGCUUGCACAGGUCUGUUAUUGUUAAAGAGCUCAAAAUAUAUGCUGUAUUUAUUUUACAGAUUAAUAUUGUAUUGUAGAUUUACAUGUAAUUGUUCUUGUAAUAAAGCUGUUUAUGAUAUAAAA